UUAUUACAGAUUCGAAUCUCACUUCUGGACGCAAGACUAAUAACGAAUAUUAUUAGCCGGAGCUGCUUAGUGACUUAGAGACUUCGGGAAACAGUUCUCUUGACGCUUAGAACCGUCUCUUAAGUUAAUACAGACUCCAAACAAACCUUUUGCAAAAGCUACAAGACUCUUACCUAAACCAUCAAACAGGAUUUGGACAAGUUGUUCUUGUUGCACAUUUUGUUACUGAAAAAGGUUGAUACGCAAGUGAAAUGGAGUUAACUGCUGUCUUUGUUCUGGUUACUUUCUCCAUGCGCUUGGUGAACAGUAUGUGCCCCUUGAAAUGUAAUUGCCCAGCUGAGCCGCCCAGCUGCCCUCCGGGUGUUAGCCUAGUGUUGGAAGGCUGUGGCUGUUGUAAAGUGUGUGCCCGACAGCUGAACGAGGACUGCAGCAAAAUGGAGCCUUGUGACCAUCACAAGGGGUUGGAGUGUAAUUUUGGGGCUGAUCCAUGGGCCCCCCGAGGAAUAUGUCGAGCUAAGUUGGAAGGACGCACCUGUGAAUACAAUGGCAAGAUUUACCAGAAUGGUGAAAAUUUCCAGCCCAACUGCAAGCACCAGUGUACCUGCAUUGAUGGGGCAGUGGGCUGUGUACCACUGUGCCCCCUUGAAUUCCCUCUGAGUUCUGUGGGCUGUCCAAACCCUCGUCUGGUGAAAGUGCCUGGACAGUGCUGUGAGAAGUUUGUAUGUGACAAAGAAGUGAAGAAGCACGGUGUCUCCUUUAUUAAUUCAGUUGCUCAAGAAACAGACAACAAUCAACUCCUCUACUUGGGAAAAUACAAUAGCCUGAAAAACCUUGCAGCAUGGAGACAACCUGUGGAAGGACGUUCAGUUCAAAGGAAAUGUAUCAUCCAGACAACAGAUUGGUCCCAGUGCUCCAAGACAUGUGGGCUCGGUGUCUCAACACGAAUCACCAAUGACAAUGCCCAUUGCAAACUUGUCAAGGAGACAAGACUGUGCAACAUCCGUCCAUGUAGCCAGAUUGCCAUCACAAAAUUCAAGAAAGGGAAAAAGUGUUCAAGAACUCAAAAAGCAAAAGAACCUAUUCGUUUCAGCUAUGCAGGAUGCAAGAGCAUCAGAAAAUAUCAGCCUAACUACUGUGGCACCUGUGUGGAUGGCCGCUGCUGCUACCCUGUCAAAUCACGCACUUUGAGUGUAUCCUUCCGCUGUGAAGAUGGCGACACUUUUGAGAAGAACGUUAUGAUGAUCCAGUCAUGUAAAUGCAGUUCCGAGUGCUCUCAUCUUAAUGAGGCUGUCCAACCCUAUUACAGACUACAAAAUGACAUUCACAAGUUUAAUCAGUAAAAUUGCUGUGGAGAGGAACCCUGGAAAACAGAACAAACUUGAAUGACAGAAAUAAGCACUGAGUGCUUGACAGAAGCUGUAUUCCCAUGAGUGCAUUGUUCUUUAUGCCAUUGGGAGGUGUAAAGUUUUUUGUUAGCUUUAGGCUAAGUUCCGGCUGAGAAAAAAAGGGUUAAAAAAUACUAUUUAACAUCUUUUUGUCUUGGCAGGUGUAAAGGGCAGAGAGCAUACUGCACAAAGAAGAGUCUUUGUGGCAUGGUUUUUGAAUGUACCUAAACACUUACAGAUGGCAGCUUCAAGGGACAGUGCAUGUGUCAUUUCAAGACAGGCUAGGACUGGGAUCUGUGGUGAAAAUGGUGGUAAACCUGGACAGGAGAAUUUAUAAAACAUGGGGCUUUGCUCUGGAGUCUGUUGUCUGACUAGUGCUUGUAUGACAUUUCUAGAACAAGCUAGAAGUGAGCUUGUAAGACAGUAACUGUAAAACGCAGUGCAAGAUUAUGAAGCAUGGCUUUCAUUCUGAUAUCAGCAGCCUAUCAUAGUCAAAUCCGUGUCAGAGGACAUAAGUGGACAGGGCCUAACAAAUAGUUAUGCUUAAAAGGGGUUCAUUUAUAGUCAACCAGCUUCCUCCCACCUUUAGUGCAUGUUUGUCCUCCCCAAAAUGCAUGGUUACUGUUUAGUCAGAAUCGAUAUGUGGGGGGGGGGGGGGGGGAGGAAGGACACAUUGAGAGGCCAGUGAUGUUUAAAUGCUGAUUAAUGUGUAAGGCAUGCUAACAAAAAAAAUUCAUUUUGAUGAGCACACAGUUUAAUUUUCAAACAGUCCUUUUUGGUAUUAAAGACACCAAGGAAUCAUAUUUUGGGAGGAGAUUCACAGCUAGUAAGACCACCCCUUCUAGAAGAGAAGGCAUAGUACAUAAAGACCAAAAACUUAACAAUUUUUUUUACUUUUAGAAGAGUCAUAUAUGGAUAAAUAAAACUGUUUACAACACCUACCCAAAUGGCCAGGCAUUCAUUUCUCAGUAAUUUGAGCCUCUCCUAUGUUACAAGAGUAUAUUUAUUUUGUAUAGUAAGAAAAGUCUCACAUAGCUUCAAGGUAUUUGGAGCGUUUUUAUGUUUUUGGCUUCGUCUAGGAGCAGCCCCAGAACCAUUUGUAACAAAUGUUGAUAUUUAAUUUUCUCUGGGAUAUCUGUGUAUGUCAUUUUUAAAUAUACCGUCUUAAACUGUUAAUUGUACUAAUGACAUUGUUUAAUUAGUAGUGUCAUAUUUUGACCCUUUAUGAAACCAUUUGAUGUCAUAUUUAGUAAUACUUGCUUGUAUUUAAAAAUGUGCUUGCAGAGGCCUUCAUGUUUGGGUUCAGGAUUUAUUUUAGCACUCAUGCUGGUCUGAAACCAAUCAAUGGUUAUUUCAACAGUUGUAUCCGUCAGUGAGUGUAGAAGUACGGCCACACAGAAAUGAAGACCGUUACAUUUUGUGCAAUAACUUUGUAAAUGAAGGAGGCUGGAAAAUUAAGGACUGUUAAGUGGGAACACCAUGAUUGUGAGCGAGUGUGUGUAAUUCUCACUCCUGAACUUGUAUGUUAGUGGCAUGUCCCAUGAUGCAUUUUGUGUUGGCUAUUAGAAUAUUUUUACAUACUGUUUAAAGUUUCGGUAGACUAAAAAUUUGAUACAUUAAUAUGCGGCUCAUUUACAGCACCAGGAUGAUAUUCUACACAGGACUCUGUUCAGUUCUCACUGAAUGAGGUCUUUAUUAUACCUUAAGACACUGCUUUUAAUGUGCCCUUUGGGUUUUGGUGUACGCAAUAAAAAAAAUAUCAUCGCUGCAGUGAUGGGGAUGCCAUUAACAAUCGCAACACUGAUUGUGAAAUCUUAUAUAACAAAAUAUGCUUUGUAUACAAAUGAAGGCCUGUAACCAAGUGAUAGAUUAUCAAAGUGACACCCUCCUUUCUGAAAGGGUUAAAAUAAUUAAAAAUAAAUAUUAGAACCAAGUUCUUAAAUGUAUGUUGUCUGCUGUGAGGUCUGAGGAUGAUCUUCAGGGAAAAAAAAGAUCACAGUGGAAUGUUCUUGUGUCUGAUUUUAGUCACAUCUGUAACAAUGUAUUUAUCUAAAUGUAACAUAUUUUAUAUUUUGGAUAUAAAUAAUAUAGUGCAUUUAAUAUCUAUUGAAGUUUUUAAAUAUGAAGCAAUAAAUUUAUUUUAUAGAAAACACUGGA
Molecule: messenger RNA, 3542 nt
Organism: Protopterus annectens (West African lungfish)
Lineage: Eukaryota; Metazoa; Chordata; Ceratodontiformes; Protopteridae
Product: CCN family member 1-like
Exons: 5
Coding region: 252-1340 (362 amino acids)
Biological process (GO): signal transduction
Cellular component (GO): extracellular region
Molecular function (GO): protein binding
Source: RefSeq, a predicted model, not a curated record